Messenger RNA from Bipolaris maydis ATCC 48331, 1802 nucleotides. RefSeq lists its product as uncharacterized. The record is from RefSeq and is a predicted model, not a curated record. NCBI's taxonomy places the organism in Eukaryota, Fungi, Ascomycota, Dothideomycetes, Pleosporales, Pleosporaceae.
CCCCGGGGGUACGCAAGUCACCGUCUGGCCCCGUUGAUCACGUCUUCUAUCGGUCCUAGUCCCUGCCCACCAGCCGCCUCUCCCUCCCAUAACUAGUAACUGCUGAUCCUCAGGCCCGCCUGGUUCGCUGCUCGCACUAAUUCUCCGCACCCGCUGUGCACACACCCUCACACACUCAAGUACCCCGACGCUGUCCCCUCUCGACCACACGACCACGCGACCUUCUUCCUUUGCUGCUGCUGCUGCUGCUGCCAGGCCUCUCUGUUCACACUACCCGUAUCGCUGGCGCUGCUGCAUGCGACAAGCCGCGGUCGCCUGCGCCGCUGUAUCGCUUACUUCCGCAUUUCCGUUCGCUGGACGCCCAAGCAGCCACCAUGUCUGACAUCGACAAGUCGUUUGCUUUUCUCCAGGACAACAUCCCACAAUGGCUGCACCAGAUCACGACCGCCGAGGACAGGGUGACGGCAAUGCAAGACGAAAUCACAAAAGUACACAUAUCACAGUCGCCCUUCGCAAAGCAGAAAUCAGAUUCGACCGCUUCCAUACGCCCAGGCAAACUCGACGCCAUCGCAGAAGACGCCAUGCCCUCGACUGCCACGCCCGCCGAUCCUAUUGUCAGCCGGAAACGCAAGUCUCUCUCCGUUUCCUCGGACCAGGAACCCGACUCCGCUCGCCACCGCUCUUGGGUCAUGGUUGUCACCAGCUAUGAUGGGGACAUGCAAAAGUCUUUUGAAUUACUGGUUCGCGCUUUCGGAACAGGGCGCAACCUGCUGCGAAAGGCCAAGAUGGAAGCCAGGAUGAACGACAUGGCCUCCAUGGCAUCCUCCAGCGACGAAGAAGACGAUGAUGAUGACGAAGAAGAUGAAAUCAGCCCGGCCAAAGUAAAUUACAAAGCACGCAUGUCAGCACUGCGGGCACGAUCGGCAGCAAGACGAAGUGGCCGGUUAGGUGUCAGUAGCGGUGUAGAGACACCAGCAGAACUAUUCGACUCGACAGACAAGAUACUCGAACAAGCACAAGAACUAUGCGAAAAGGCAGCGCAUCUCACCCUGCGCGACGGCGACUGCAGAAAAGAAUUAGCGACAAUACGGAAAAGCCUCGAGACCCUGUUGGAGACUGCCAAGACCGAAGUCGACAAAUGCAACGCGCGCAAGUCGCAAGACCCACCAGAGUUGCAAGCACAUGAAACCUCGGAUACCUCCAUGUCGUCGCUGGAACCCGAGGCGGUCUAUCGGAAAGACGUACACUCGCUGCCGGUAUCCGACCAACACUCCAAGCCCGCCGGCACAAGAGAAACCGCCGUCUCGAAACCACUAAACACUCUCAACAUCGAGGCCGACGACAAUGAUGAUUCCGACGAGGAUUUUGUCUUACCCCCAAUCAGGCUCACAUCCCGCUUUAACCGAUGAGACACAUGUUUUCCCACAUUUCUCUCUCUUACACAUACAGUCGUUAUCUCUCCAGUGCGUUCAAGCGAGUCACAUUUCAUUCAUGUCUUUUCUUUUUUCCUUACUAUUCCCAUCUGGCGUUCACUAGGGAAGAUUAUGUGUGCUCGAAAGGAGGAGUGGAAAUUCCCAAAACAACAAGCAAACUUCUUUUCUUUUCUUUCUCUGCAUCAUGUUGGAAAUGAAGAUUAGGGAAGGUGGGAAGCAGGCAUAAACAUAUUAUAUCCACGGCGUUUCCGAGCUUAUACAGCGCGCCUUUUUUUUAGCGAGUUUAGCUAAAUAUCCGGCAUUUCGGUUUCAACUACUGAGACUGCAUGAAUGACCAUUGUCAUGUGCAAUUUUAUUGGUAUUCAUCAA